This is a messenger RNA of Temnothorax curvispinosus, 1295 nucleotides long. Its product is annotated as zinc finger protein 511. The coding region runs from base 307 to 1089 and encodes 260 amino acids. The transcript is spliced from 3 exons. Lineage: Eukaryota; Metazoa; Arthropoda; Insecta; Hymenoptera; Formicidae. The record is from RefSeq and is a predicted model, not a curated record.
CCGCGUUCAAAUUUCGAUUAUCGAAGUGGUGCCACCGAACGGGUAGCCAAUCAAAAUCGAGGGAUCGCGCCCCGGCCCGCGAACGUCGUGAAUGCAGCUGCACGCUGCACUUCGCUACGCGGCGCCAGUGGCGCCAUUCGGUGUGCAUCGUUAUAGGCGGCAUAUACGAUAUAUAAACAAUAAUAAACAUCGAUUCGAUAUCGUGAACGUAAUAUAAUAAUUAAUAGAUAUAAUUGCAUCGGGUCCUCAAGGAAAACACGCGCUGCAUUUAUCGUCUGUAGGUACGGUGUCUAAUUUAUACGCGCUAUGGAAGAGGUUCUCCAGCAGCUGGGGAUCGGAAUUCGUCCUGUGAACGAUCCCUUCUUCGAGGAUACCUACAAGGUCUGCAAGGUCUUCCAGAGAAAGGGCGUCACGAUCGACGACGACGAGGAGCUCUGCCACGAAGCGAUCAAGGAAUUCCCGUGUUACGUCCCAGGAUGCAGGAACACUUUUCAAACGCUGCUCGAUUACGAAAUGCAUUACAAUAGCUCGCAUCGAUACGCUUGUACAGAGUGCAAGGUAUCCAGGCCGAAUCCACGGCUGUUGGAGAUUCAUAUUCAGGAGACGCACGAUGCCUUCUUCAAAGUCUUGUCGGAGAAGCAAGCCAUGUAUCAAUGUUAUGACUCCGAAUGUGACGUAAAAUUCAACAACCCUAUGGAAAGGAAGGAACAUUGUAUUAGAGUACAUAAAUUUCCAAAGAAAUAUCGAUUUGACGAUACACCGUGUUGCAGCAAGGAAGAUGAAUCAAAUAAAAUGGAUCUUGAUAUUGUUGGUAAUAAAGGAAAGAAAAAAUCUACUAAGGUAAUCCUGAAUAAAAAUCAGAAAAGCAGAAUGUUCACGAAAAAUACCACCGGUGCAGUCUGUAAAAAUAAUGAUAGCGUAGAAACAAUUUCGUCAUCUACUGUCAAAACUAAAACAACACCAUUAGCUUUUAUUCCUAGGCAAGUACAAAAAUCCUUUUCGAAUGUACUUACAAAUAAUCAAAGUAGGGAAAAGAAUGUUCUCGAAUCAGACACUAUGAUGGAACUUGCAGAUACAUUGCCUAAUUGACGCUAUACGAGAUCUAAUUUUUAAUUUUAUUGACGAAAUGUUCCGAAAAAUUUGUAUGUAACUAUCCUAAGAAUUUUUAUUUUAUGGGUAAAUUAGGGAAAUACUGCUUUAUAACAUAUUUAAAAUUAUAUUUGUAGGAUACAACAAAUUGUAGGAUAGAACAAAUUAUAUUUGUACAUAUAAAAUAUAGUAUCCGUACAUAUAUA